Lutra lutra (Eurasian river otter) is the source of this 979-nucleotide messenger RNA. RefSeq names its product LYR motif containing 1 (gene LYRM1). The transcript has 7 exons. Gene Ontology annotation, cellular component: mitochondrion. NCBI's taxonomy places the organism in Eukaryota, Metazoa, Chordata, Mammalia, Carnivora, Mustelidae. The record is from RefSeq and is a predicted model, not a curated record. The coding region runs from base 291 to 863 and encodes 190 amino acids.
UCCCGCUUGGACUCCUACCUCACAGCGCUUACCCGGGCCAGAGGACCAGAGCCUGCGACCCUCGCCAGGGCAGCUCCAGCCCCUAGAUUCCCAGGCCUGGGGUGAGGGGUGCUGGCGGUGAGGAGGCAGGGACAGUAGAUAUCCUCCCGGUGGUUUAGUCCGGCCUGGCCUACCGGACCUGCCCGACGGUCGUCGGCCGCAGCUCAGCUAAGCUCCCGGCACCGCCUCCUCCUGGCCCGCGGUAGGCUGCGGCACUUCUGUGGGUGGGGGAAGGCGGGACUGACGCAGAGAUGACAACAGCAACACGACAAGAAGUUCUUGGCCUCUACCGCAGAAUUUUCAGGCUUGCGAGGAAAUGGCAGGCGGCAUCAGGGCAGAUGGAAGACACCAUUAAAGAAAAACAGUACAUAUUAAAUGAAGCCAGAACACUGUUCCAGAAAAACAAAAAUGUCUCAGUCCAGCCCGUAAGUGGCUCAGCGUCCUCAGAAGACCCCAUGAGCCAGGUGACACAAGCCAGUCAGCAAGUGUUGGAGUGCCCAUCCUGUGCCAAACACUGGACUAGACAUGGAGGAUAUAAAAUGAGCGAAACCAAGACAGGAUCCCUCAAAGAUGUUUCAGAGUUAGAUGGCAAGCAGUGUAAAAUUGCAAUUGGGCUCACAGACACAGACCAGAUUAAACAGUGCAUAGACGAAUGCACAGCCAGGAUUGAAAUUGGACUGCAUUACCAGAUUCCUUAUCCAAGGCCAAUUCAUCUGCCUCCAAUGGGCCUUACCCCACUACGAGGCCGGGGACUUCGAAGCCAGGAAAAACUGAGGAAACUUUCCAAACCAGUAUAUCUCAAGUCUCAUGAUGAGAUUUCUUAACCCUGAAGAAAAUUUGUUUCUCAGAAAGAUGAGCCAACUAGGUCUUGAAUGUAAACCAGAUGACAAAACCCUUCUGUUUGAUUAGGGGCAAAAAUUAAAGUAUCUUCUUAAAAACC